Molecule: messenger RNA, 1224 nt
Organism: Vicia villosa (hairy vetch)
Lineage: Eukaryota; Viridiplantae; Streptophyta; Magnoliopsida; Fabales; Fabaceae
Product: phenolic glucoside malonyltransferase 1-like
Exons: 2
Coding region: 49-1143 (364 amino acids)
Source: RefSeq, a predicted model, not a curated record
GUUAUGUGAUACACCUUUCUUUCUUUCUUUCUUUUUUUUCUUUCUCCAAUGGCACAACAAGAACAAUCAUUCAAAAUUAUUGAAGUUUGCAAUGUUGAGCCAUUUCAUGAACCAUCGAAACCUUCUCAAUCACCAACCUCACUUCCCUUAACUUUCUUUGAUCUUCUAUGGUUAAGAUUUCCACCAGUUCAACGUCUCUUUUUCUAUGAACUCACAAACUCAACCACUUUUUUCUAUGAAAUUCUUCUUCCAAAUCUCAAAAACUCUCUUUCACUCACACUUGAACUUUUUCUCCCUCUUUCCGGCAACAUAAUUUGGCCUAUUGAUUCAUCAAAACCAAUCAUAAACUAUGUUCACGGCGAUUCUGUUUCCUUUACCGUUGUUGAGUCCAAAGAAAGUUUUGAAGAUCUUUCUACAAAUCAUUGUGAAGCUUCAAAGAGACAUCACUUGAUACCUCUUUUGAAAACUUCAGAUGAAAAAGCUUCUUUGAUUUCAAUUCAAGUCACUUUGUUUCCGAACAAAGGUUUUUGCAUUGGAAUAUCCACACACCAUGUUGCUUUUGAUGGAAAAUCUUCAACCAAUUUUAUGAAAUCAUGGUCUUAUAUUACAUGUUCUAACCCUAACCUUGGAAAUGUAACACCUUGUUUUGAUAGAUCAGUGGUAGAAGAUCAUUAUAGUGGAAUCAGUGAAGCAUAUGCUGAUGCUUUGAUGAAUCAUUAUGGACCAAAUAAUAAAAGUCUCAAGGUUUGGGAAUUUCCUGGACAUAUUAUAAAGCUUGAGACAAAGAAGUUAAUGGGAAAAGGUGGAUUUUUAAGUGCUUUAGAAGGGAUUAGUGAACGUUUGGAAAAGGUGAAAAAUGGAGUGUUAGAUGGAGCUGAAAAUUGGUUGCAUGAUAUGUUAAACCCUAAGGAGAGUUUUAAACUCUAUUCUACUGCUGGAUCACCAAGGUUUGAAGUCUAUGAUAUUGAUUUUGGAUUUGGAAAGCCAAAGAAAGUUGAUAUGGCUUCAACAGAUAAAACAGGUGCAUUUUCUCUUAGUGAGAGUAAGAAUCACAAUGGUGGAAUUGAGAUUGGUUUGGCUUUGAACAAGCAUGAGAUGGAAGCCUUUUCAACCCUUUUUGUUCAAGGGCUUGAGGCCAUUUGAAAUUAUAAAAGUUAGUAUUAAACGUUUGGGUGAACAAAAUUUGAUCCUCUUAUAAAAAAAUCUGAAAGAGUAUUAUUUUUA